Molecule: messenger RNA, 3523 nt
Organism: Spea bombifrons (plains spadefoot toad)
Lineage: Eukaryota; Metazoa; Chordata; Amphibia; Anura; Pelobatidae
Gene: PRICKLE2
Product: prickle planar cell polarity protein 2
Exons: 8
Coding region: 456-2954 (832 amino acids)
Molecular function (GO): zinc ion binding
Source: RefSeq, a predicted model, not a curated record
GGCAAAAUUGGACAAAACAUUGCCUUCUCCAGUAGAGUCAUUUAAAAGGUAGAGAGGGAGGAGAGGGUCUGCUGGAGUUGCUUGCAAAGUAAGUAAGCAAUGCUUGGCUUUGGCGAAGGAAGCAUUUAAGCUUCGCUGAUGGCUCGCAAAGCACAUACUCUCCUAUCCAGCGGUGUUCGCUUCUGACAAAAGCCCUGCUGCUCUUUUGAGGGGGGGGGGGACUCCCAGUCUCUGUCAAACUGGGAGAGCAGGCAGACCAUUAUGUAUCUGAGCUCUGCGGUGAUGUUUGUGCUUCGGCAAAGUGUGUGGAGCGAAGACACCAACUGUGAAAAAAUCACCUUCGCCGUAAGGAUCUAGCAGUGAUUGCCAACAGCCCUGGAUUCUCCGCAUUGCCGGGAAAUAGGAAGAUUUGUCUUCAUUGUAAGUGCCCACGGGAGGACCACAGCGCUACAGCGAUGCCACUGGAGAUGGAGAAGACCAUGAACAAACUGAUGUUUGACUUUCAAAGGAAUUCCACAUCCGAUGACGACUCCGGCUGCGCUCUGGAAGAAUACGCCUGGAUUCCUCCCGGACUGAAACCAGAACAGGUCCAUCAGUACUACAGCUGUCUACCUGAUGACAAAGUCCCAUAUGUCAAUAGCCCCGGCGAAAAAUCCAGGAUAAAGCAGCUCCUGCACCAGCUGCCACCGCAUGACAACGAAGUUCGGUACUGCAAUUCAUUAGACGAAGAAGAAAAAAGAGAGUUAAAGCUCUUCAGCAACCAAAGAAAACGGGAGAAUUUGGGAAGAGGAAACGUCAGACCUUUUCCAGUGACGAUGACGGGGGCGAUUUGCGAACAGUGUGGCGGUCAGAUCAACGGAGGGGACAUCGCUGUCUUUGCGUCCCGGGCAGGGCAUGGCGUCUGCUGGCAUCCUCAGUGUUUUGUGUGCAGCAUUUGCAACGAGCUCCUCGUCGACCUCAUUUAUUUCUACCAAGAUGGAAAGAUUUACUGUGGCAGACACCACGCUGAGUGCCUGAAACCUCGCUGCGCGGCGUGUGACGAGAUUAUAUUUGCAGACGAGUGCACGGAGGCGGAGGGGAGGCACUGGCACAUGAAGCAUUUCUGUUGUUUUGAAUGUGAAACCGUCCUCGGCGGUCAGCGCUACAUUAUGAAGGAAGGGCGGCCAUACUGCUGUAACUGCUUUGAAUCAUUGUAUGCCGAGUAUUGCGACACGUGUGCCCAACAUAUAGGUAUUGACCAAGGUCAGAUGACAUACGAUGGCCAGCACUGGCACGCAACCGAGAACUGUUUUUGCUGCGCUCAUUGUAAGAAGUCUCUGCUGGGACGUCCCUUUUUACCCAAGCAGGGGCAGAUAUUUUGUUCCAGAGCGUGUAGCUCAGGCGACGAUCCAAACGGGUCGGACUCUUCUGAUUCCGCCUUUCAGAACGCGAGGGCGAAAGAAUCUAGACGUAGCGCAAAAAUUGGCAAGAACAAGGCCAAGUUGGAAGAGGGCAACAUGAAACAGUGCGGCCCGUUACACGCGGCCGCCAAUCGGCAUUCCACCGACGUGGAUCCCCUGUCUUUGCAGAUGGAUUUACUAAGCGUCUCGAGUCAAAACCCAAGCCUGAACAGGGAUCAGUUAUGGAGGAGCAGAGAUGAACUCUACCAUUACGGUAAUAAGAUUGAAAGAAGCCAGUCGCAAAGCCCUUUGCAGCUACUCAGCCAGUGUAACAUUAGGACUUCUUACAACAGCCCUCACGGAGCCGGCGCCCAACCCGAUAUGUGGGCAAAACAUUUCAACAACCAGAAAAGAAGUCUGUCCAUGAUGGGGCAGAGCGAGAGCUUCUCCCAGGACAGCAGAGAGGAUUAUUACCAAGGGCGGCUCAGGCAACAGGAAAGCUUCAGCGACGCGUCCAACCACAGCUUCAACGAGGCCAGAUCAAGCCUCCGGGUUCCGAAAUUUGAAGACGCGAAGGGGAUGAACGCCCAGCAGUGUCGAAGCAGGCAUCCCAUCAACGCACUUAAAUUCCCCGAAGGAUUAACCCCAACAGAACAAACGCCUAGAGGCUCGAUGGAAUCUCUUGCUCUCUCUAACGUCACAGGUGUUUCUGCGGAUGGAGGCCCCAAACGCCAAGAGCAUUUGUCUCGGUUUUCAAUGCCAGAUUUGAGCAAAGAUUCCGGGAUGAACGUGUCGGAAAAACUCAGCACCAUGGGGACAUUGAACUCUUCCUCUCAGUUCCGGAGCGUUGAGUCGGUCCGAAGUUUAGUCUCCGCGCAACAGUAUCAAGACAUGGCCCAAAACCUCAGUCUUACCAACCCGGGCAAGUAUAGGGAUCUUCCACCCCAUGCGAGGCUGCAUCACGGAUACACGUUCGAUGCGGGGAUGUCCAUGAACGAAAUGCCUGCUCAGCCGAACGUUAAAAUGACGCCAAUGAGCGAGCGGACCAGGAGACGAAACCAGACUCGUGAUAAUGAGCAGCAGUACCGCCACCAUCGUCAAAGGAGGUCAAGGCGCUCUCGUUCUGAUAAUGCCCUUCAUUUGGCCACCGACCAGUGCAGUAAACUAAAAGAGAAACCAUUGGUGAGGACCAGGGAGGACUACGAGCGAUUCAUGCAACAAAGGGGUGGAAGAGAUCCAAUGGAUCAAGCCGUCAGACGGGAGAUGUACAACCGGUAUCAGAGAACCGCGUCAGACCUUGCUUUACAAAACCACCUUUGUGAAAGAUGGGGGCCUCAGAUGAAUGAGUACGACUGGUGCUCCACGUGUUCCUCUUCUUCCGAAUCAGACAACGAAGGCUACUUCUUAGGAGAACCAAUCCCGCAACCCACCCGGCUCCGAUACGUUACCAGCGAGGACCUUAUACAUCAGUACGGCCAAUGUUCAGGCGGCAUACCCAAGUCUUCCACCUUGGGCGGCCGGGGCCAACUACACAGCAGGAAACGUCGAAAAAGCAAAAACUGUAUCAUUUCAUAGUGGGGUCGUCACACACGGCAAUAUCCACGGGCGGGAAAUCCAAACGAAUAACCCACGGACUUGCACUGCUCUCUAUUUUAUAGCGGAAAGAGUAUUAAAGUAACGCGUACAUCAAGCCCAAACGAGAGUUCAUGAUCCGAUGGUAAUUAGGUGAGAUAAACAGUCACAUCGGUUGAUAUAGUGAAUAUUGUAUUUUAAUAAUUAUUAUUUUUUUUUUGCACAUUUCACUUUAAAAACCUCAGUAGUUCAGUGCGCCAAAAAAAAAAAUUAAAAAAAAAAAAUACUGCCAUGCUUCUGUCUAAAUGAGAAUAUACUGUAUGUUCUGGUUUGGAAUGUAUGCCGUACCCCGAUAUAUAUGCUGCUCACGUACCCCGAUUUACGCUCCUAUUCUUUUAUUUUUUAUUUUUUAUUAUUAUUUCACGCUGAUGUUCCCCUGUGUUUUAAGUUAUUUAUGCUCUCAUUUGUAAAUUGAAUGUAAAUGAAAGUUCCGAUAAACUAUUUUUGUAUUUUGUAAUAUGGAAAUGAGUUUCUAUGUCCUAGGAAUCUUAGCGGUAAUUGGACCUGCAUGC